This is a messenger RNA of Pisolithus orientalis, 2564 nucleotides long. RefSeq names its product fungal-specific transcription factor domain-containing protein. Gene Ontology annotation, cellular component: nucleus. The record is from RefSeq and is a predicted model, not a curated record. The transcript has 7 exons. NCBI's taxonomy places the organism in Eukaryota, Fungi, Basidiomycota, Agaricomycetes, Boletales, Pisolithaceae. Gene Ontology annotation, biological process: positive regulation of transcription by RNA polymerase II. The coding region runs from base 356 to 2455 and encodes 699 amino acids. Gene Ontology annotation, molecular function: transcription cis-regulatory region binding; zinc ion binding; DNA-binding transcription factor activity, RNA polymerase II-specific.
AAUACUUCAGUCGCUGCUUGCACAACACCGACCGGACACUGAUUAAGUCCAUGUCAACCCCCCUUGAUGUGACCCACACCUGCGUCGUAAUUGAUUCGACCCUUCCUGCUGGCUAUCGAAUCAUAUACCUGGUCUUUGACCUUCCAAGUCGACUCAUCACCUUUCUCCGAUCCAGCGAACGCGCUUAUGCACCUCCGAAUCGGGGUGAGGCUCGGCGGUGCACUUCCUGUCCAGGCUCCGCGUUACAUCACUGUCAGGCAAUUCUGCCUUACAUAUAUUCCUUUGGCAAUAUACGAACGCAUUCCCUUCCUGUCGAACACUAUACUUUACCCAAUCUACCUCGACACGCGCUGGCAUGUCCAACCAACACUCUAAUUCGAGCGACUCACCCACUUCAGAGGUCGCGUCCAAUAACACCUCUCCGGCCCAACUAGUCACCUCACUCACCUCGAAUGACUUUGACACCCAGACAUCUUACUCUCAUGACACACCCAGUCGGUUAUCAAUAGAUCUCCCUCGCUCAGGUGCGACAAGCAAAGGUGGUUGCUGGACUUGUCGACUGCGCAGAAAAAAAUGCGACGAGCAGCGUGAGGGUGACUCAUGUCACACGUGUAAUCGCCUCAAAAUAAAAUGCCUUGGAUGGGGCUCCAAGCGUCCCGACUGGAUGCGAGACAAGCAAGCUGUUGAAGCAUACAAGGCAGACAUCAAAGCGCAGCUCACGAGAGCUGGCAUGAUUCGCGGACAGCCGAAGCCACCAGUGGUACAGGCCAAAGCAGUAUCAUCGUCUGUGUUCACUGCCCAACAGUAUCAGGGCUCCUCUUCAAGUGGACCCCAUACGACAAGCGAUCCAAUACCAACACCUAGUCUCAUCUUCGACGACCCAUCACAGAGCCUGAAUCUCGCGGAAAGUUCUACGAUGAUGUCAGCGUUGGGUAGGGGAGCUGUAAUGGGGGACAUUGAGCGGACCGCUGACGUAUAUACAGGAUCUUCUUCGACGUCCCGUCACUCACCUUGCGGUUUGCCUCCGCAAUUUGACCAUAAUUUUUCCCAACUGAGCACUCAUUCGCCAUUCACACCACCACCAUCAAUACCCCCCUCACACCAUUCCCCGCAUGACCUCCUGCAUUUCACUCCCACUUUUCCAUCCACUAGCACCUUCAAUCAGGAAAUCGACGCAGCGGCCGUAUCCAGCCACAGUCCACAAUUUGAACACGUACUGUAUUAUUUUCAGCGGGUCUGCAGGAUCCAAUUUCCCUUCGCCAGCACCGCUGCUGAGAACAUAACCUAUUCACUUGUAAAACAGAACCCACACAGUCCAUUGACAGACGCUCUUUGCGCCCUUGCGAGCCUUCAUGACAUAUGUAUCCGUGCAGCUGGAGGAAUAGAACCGAGUACGGUUGAGAAUUCGCAAGCAUUCGCAUUUUACGAUAAUGCGUACGCACAACUACACCACAACAGACAGGGGGUCUUAAACGAGAUAGACGCUAAUGCUGCAUUACAUCUCUUGAGCUUUUCAACGUUUUCAGGGGGUGCAACGGAAUGGCAGCCCAUGUUCGACAUUGUGAAUGAAUGGUUCCUGCGGACGGGAAUCAUGGCGCACGAUAAUCCAAAGUUGGCCAUCAUGAACAUGAGUAGUGCUGCGCGAUUAGCCCUAAAGAGCACAAUGUGGCUAGAUGUCGUGUCCACAGUCACAUCGCUCGCAGUGCCCAGGUACCUCCAGCUUUACCGUCGUCUUUAUCUUGGAGGAGGGGGUUUUUGGGCAGCAUCCGGGCGGUGCACUCCCGAGGAACUCGACACACGAGUGGAAAGCCUGACAGCAUGUCCCGAUGAAAUAUUGUUGGGGAUCGCUGAGAUAUCUUCGCUCGAGUGCUGGAAGGUACAAGAAAUGCGGAAAGGUACGCUCAGCACGCGAGAGCUGAUUCGCCGUGGUGAUAUCUUGGAGAGGCAUCUUCGGAUCGAGUGCGAACCAGCAUGUGCGCCGGAAGCAGACCAAACGCGCCUCCAUCCCGGGUCGGUCAUGAGUGGCGACCCUACUACGACAGGGCUUCCCAGAACGGCGUCACCGGCAGACGUUACUCGGCAACUGGUGGCCAAGAUAUUCCGUGAAACGGCAUUGGUGUAUUUGUACACAGUGUUGAACGGUUCAUAUCCUGGAGUUCCCGAGAUCAUGCAAUCAGUAGAUGUCGUCAUCCAGUUGCUCCGUCAACUGCCAGGAUCUGUCAUGGAUCAAGGGCUGCUGUUCCCAAUUUAUCUGGCCGGAUGCCUGACAGACGACGCAGUCCAACAGGAUGCGCUCAGGACAAGGUUGCUCGGCAUACAUGAUGGCUUUCGUAACGUCCACCAGGCGGUGAGAGUCCUCGAGGCGGUGUGGCAUCGACGCGACAAUAGAAGUGGUGCAGUUGAAUGGCGGGACCUACUGCACGUACAAGGGAGACAUCGACUCUUACUGGUCUGAGAAGAUCCCCCACGUCAGGCAUACACGCUCGAAUACCUUUACCUUUUUGCUGCGGGUGGCUUGCAGCAUCCUAAUCGCUACUAUUAUUAUUCGCGAUCUUUCGGUGACU